Molecule: messenger RNA, 579 nt
Organism: Drosophila arizonae
Lineage: Eukaryota; Metazoa; Arthropoda; Insecta; Diptera; Drosophilidae
Gene: Dic3
Product: Dicarboxylate carrier 3
Biological process (GO): transmembrane transport
Source: RefSeq, a predicted model, not a curated record
AUAUAGAUUUAAAUAUACACAUUUAAAUUAUUGAUAGAUCAGUUGGUUUGCUUAGUCAAAAUUAAUGUGAGACAUGACACUUGGACUCUUAGUCGCACCGCUGUUACGCAACUUGUUGUUAUAGAAAUCAUUCGGUAUUUCAUUGUGGGGAAAUGAGUGAAUUAGAUUCUAGGCGCCUGCCACGUUGGUGGUCGGGCGGGGUAUGUUCCGCGAUGGCUGUGACGACGACACAUCCGCUGGAUUUGGUAAAGGUACAAUUACAGACCCAGUCGAAGAGGGUGCCCGUUUCGCAUCUGAUUGCGAACAUAUAUAAGAAUGCGGGAAUCCUGGGGUUUUACAGUGGCAUUUCGGCCUCGUGGUUUCGUCAGCUCACCUACACCACGGCCCGCUUUGCGCUGUACGAAUAUGGUAAGAACUUUGUAGAUGCCAACAAUAUGUCAGCAAAGUUCCAGUUGGCCACAUUUGCGGGCUUCUUUGGCGGAAUUCUGGGCGUGCCGGGUGAUGUGGUGACAGUGCGGUUACAGAAUGAUUCCAAGCUUCCACCGGCCGAGCGUCGCGGGUGAGCAAUAAAAUCAAUUU